Molecule: messenger RNA, 2806 nt
Organism: Lampris incognitus (smalleye Pacific opah)
Lineage: Eukaryota; Metazoa; Chordata; Actinopteri; Lampriformes; Lampridae
Product: sodium/potassium-transporting ATPase subunit beta-233-like
Exons: 6
Coding region: 212-1117 (301 amino acids)
Biological process (GO): sodium ion export across plasma membrane; potassium ion import across plasma membrane; intracellular sodium ion homeostasis
Cellular component (GO): sodium:potassium-exchanging ATPase complex
Molecular function (GO): ATPase activator activity
Source: RefSeq, a predicted model, not a curated record
GCUACGUUUCUCCGUCGGGAUUUCCUUUUUUUUUUUUCGUCGAGUCGAGAGCGCCUACUGCAGAGGGGGGAGUCGCGCAGACGGCGAGAGAGAGAGAGAGAGGGAAGGAAACGGAAAAAAGGGGAAGGGACGCCCGCCAGAGAAAAGGAAAUAAAAGUUUAUUAACGAUAAUUUAAAAAAAUAAUAAAAAAAAUAACGCCAAUAAAGAAAAAUGCCUUCAAAUAAAGACGAUGGCGGAUGGAAGAAGUUUCUGUGGGAUUCCGAGAAGGGAGAGCUGCUCGGACGCACCGGGGGAAGUUGGUUUAAAAUUCUCCUUUUCUACGUGAUCUUCUACGGCUGCCUGGCUGGAAUUUUCAUCGGCACCAUCCAAGCCAUGCUGCUCACAUUGAGCAACUACAAACCCACCUGGCAGGACAGAGUUGCCCCCCCUGGCCUUUCACACACCCCACGCUCAGACAAAUCUGAAGUGGCCUUUAACUUGAACGACGUGGCAACGUACCUGCCUUACGUCAAGGCCUUGAAGGAUUUCCUGGCCAUUUACGAUGACGAUCUUCAGGUGGACCAGAUGAGGUAUGAGGACUGUGGAGAGGAGCCUGCUGAUUACAAGAACAGGGGUGACCUGGAGAGCGACGUAGGCAUCAGGAAGGCCUGCCGCUUCUCCAGGCGCCUGCUGGGACCCUGCUCUGGAAUUCAAGACCGUGAGUUUGGCUUUAAGGAAGGGAAGCCCUGCAUUAUUGUUAAGCUCAACAGGAUUGUCUACUUUUGGCCAAGGCCCCCUACCUCCAAUCAGAGCAUCCCAGAGGAGGCGCAAUACAAAGUGCAGUCCAACAUCAUUCCCAUCCACUGCACCAACAAGAGAGAGGAGGAUGCUGGCAAGAUUGGUGAAAUCAAGUACUACGGUAUCGGCGGCGGCUUCCCUCUGCAGUAUUACCCCUAUUACGGCAAGCUGCUGCACCCCCAGUACCUGCAGCCCCUGGUGGCUCUCCACUUCACCAACCUCACCAUGAACACGGAGUUGCGUAUCGAGUGCAAGGUCUUUGGAGACAACAUUGACUACAGCGACAAGGACCGCUACCAAGGACGCUUUGACAUCAAGCUCACUGUCACCAGUUUAUGACCGCCAUCGGGACCAUAGCACUUUCUCUGACCACAACCUCCCCCCCCUUAUCCCCCAAACAAUCCCUUCUUGUCCCCCUUUUAACCCUUAACACAGUUUCAAGAAAUAACGGGGGAGGGGGAAGAAAAAAAAACCUAAUCCAGGAAACGUGUAAUGACCGGGGGACGUAGAUGAUAGCGGUUAAGUUAAAUCACAACUAGUCUUGAAUAAAUUCAUAAAAGAAGAAAAGAAAACUCAUACCAUACGGGACCGAUAUUUAAAUCUGUCUGCUUACAAACACUAGCUUCUCUGCUUCUGUCUAGCAUUAGAAUGUAAUUUACAGAAAGAGUAGCAAUAGCGCAAUAGAGAUAUUUAUUCUACUGUAAAUGAAAAUAUUCCACGAGCCAUGGGACAUUGUUCAUUUAUGACUGUAAAUUAUAAUUCCAUCACUUACGUGUAGCAAGCAGUGUUUUUUGUCCCCUCCGUAUAUUGCUGCCUUGUGUGGUUUCGAUAUCUAUUUUUGGAGUGUACAGUGCAGUAGUCGCAAAUACUUUGGUCCUUUCCAAGCCAUGUCGUAACCCGUUUUCUUAUGUGAGCAAGCUUCAGCAGUCCAAGAUGUGUAUAUACGUAUAAAUAUAAAUGUAUACUUAAUGAUUGAAAAAUGUUUUGACACGGUACGCUCUGAUCUCUAAUGAUCUGUGUGAGAAAAAGGCUGCACUCCAGGGAUUUUUUUUUCCUUCUUUUUGUGUCUUUUAUGUCUGAUCAUGGGAGAAUAUUUUUACUUCAUUUUGUUUUUGUUUUUUUUUGUCCUUUUUUCUUUUAAAAUCACUUUAAAGUGGGCUAGGGGAUUUUAUUACACCAUGUUUCAUGCUUUUAUCUAUGAUUUUUUUUCCUUGUUUUUUUUGUUGUUUUUUUUCUGUUUUUUUUUUUUUGAAUGUAGCGUUGUGUGUCCAGCUUGUUAGACACUCAAGCCCCUCUUUAUGGGCAACGGUGCUAACUCCGCUUUUUAAAUAAGAUGAUUGUCGUUAUUUCGCUGGAUACAUCACGGCAAUGUGGUGUGACUUUCUGAUGAAUGUUUUUAGCCAUUUAACAUGGUGGAAGAAUUUUAUAUUUAUGCAGUUGUACAUUUUUUUUCUUUGCAGAAAAGUGUAAUGUAUAAAUACAAAUACCAAAGUCACUGGGCUGAGUCGAGGGGAAUCUUUGUCAGAAGCAAUGCAGUACUACUCCGUGUUUUUAGGAUCUCUCGUCUGUUAAAUGCUAAAGUCAAUGUCUAACAUCAGUCAAGUUUUCAAGAGUUUAUCCACUCAUGUCAUUUAUUUAAUCAGUAAGAAACAAACUGAAAUAAAAUGAAGAAAACAACAAAGCUGUCUCACUUCUUUUUAAAAUAUAUAUACAUAUAUUUCGGCCAGAACUGCAGCGAGAAGCAUCACAGGAUAAACGAGAGCUGAAAGAUCCAUAUCCGAAAUCUGACAUCCCCCAUUUUGGAAAUGGUUUCCUGAUGUUUAUGAAUCAACGUUUGAAAAAAAAAUGCAAAAAUGUUUUUCUUUUAAGUCAAGGGCUUCAGAUAGGAAAUGACCUCAGUAAUGAUAAGCUGUCUUGUUGAUGUUAAAUGCUCGAGUCGAUGUCGAACAUCAGUCAACUUGCCAUGAAUUCAUCCAUCCUUGCCAUUUAAUCACAGUAGAAACAAAUAAAUAAAAUGAUAUCAACUGA